Messenger RNA from Scheffersomyces stipitis CBS 6054, 3422 nucleotides. It is a transcript of the gene GCV2, whose product is annotated as glycine decarboxylase subunit P. Gene Ontology annotation, molecular function: glycine binding; pyridoxal phosphate binding; glycine dehydrogenase (decarboxylating) activity. Gene Ontology annotation, biological process: glycine decarboxylation via glycine cleavage system. Gene Ontology annotation, cellular component: glycine cleavage complex; mitochondrion. The record is from RefSeq and is a predicted model, not a curated record. The transcript has a single exon. Lineage: Eukaryota; Fungi; Ascomycota; Pichiomycetes; Serinales; Debaryomycetaceae. Bases 242 to 3343 code for a protein of 1033 amino acids.
CUUCAGGUUCAGCUACUGCUUCUCUUACGGCAGUUCUUGUCUAUCAGUGUCUACGUGCACGGCAUACUCACCUCUAUCGUCUUAUCACAGACUCGAACUGGUUUCAGAUUUCACCAUAGAUCGUUCUGUAAAUCCAGUCAAUUUGUUUCAAAACACCCAAAUCAUAUUUGCCUAUAGUUCCAUAGAGUCACUCAACAGUGCUAUUAUCUAUUACCAUUACUUUUCAUAACUCCCAUACAGCAUGUUCCAGGCUAGAGCCAUUCUUAGAGCUGCCCGUUCCUCUCGUCCUGCAUUGAGAACCCCAGCCUCAUUUGCACCCAGAGCUAUCUCAUUUGCACCCAAAACGGCUAGCUUGAGAGCUUUUGCUACCAAAGCGGACACUUCAUCUGUCAAUUAUGCCAAGGUGUACAACCCCAACUCCGAAAAGGUGUCCAUCGGCAACUUGGACACUUUUGCCAGAAGACACAUAGGCCCCACUCCAGACAACGUGACCAAAAUGUUGUCCUCCUUGGGCUACAGUGACUUGGACGAAUUCUUAAGCAAGGCCAUUCCUGAACACAUUCUCUACAAGAGAAAGUUGAAGAUCGAGCCUGCGCAAGGUUUCACCGAAUCAGAAAUGCUUGAGCACUUGCACGAAAUUGCUGGCAAGAACAAGAUCGUCAAGUCAUUCAUUGGUAAAGGUUAUGCUGGUACCAGAUUGCCACCAGUGAUACAGAGAAAUUUGUUGGAAAGCCCAGAAUGGUACACUUCGUACACACCUUAUCAGCCAGAAAUCUCUCAGGGUAGAUUGCAAUCGUUGCUUAACUACCAAACCAUGGUUACCUCUUUGACUGGCUUACCCAUGGCCAACGCCUCGCUUUUAGAUGAAGGUACUGCUGCUGGUGAAGCCAUGUCUUUGUCUUUCCACAACUCGAAAAACAAAAAGUCUACUUACGUGGUUGACUCUAACAUCCAUCCUCAGACCUUGCAGGUGAUCCAAUCUAGAGCUGAAAAGAUUGGUGUUAAGAUCGUAGAAUUGCCAUUGUCAACUGAAGAAGGUGUAGAACAAUUGCAGAAGCUUUCUAGUGAUGUUUGCGGUGCCUUGGUUCAAUACCCAGGUACUGAUGGUUCUCUUUACAACUACUCUAAGAUCGGUGAAAUCGUCCAUGCUGGUAAGGGAUUGCUUGCUAUGGCUACCGACUUGUUGGCUCUCACUAUGAUCAAGCCACCAUCUGAGUAUGGUGCCGACAUUGCCUUGGGUACUUCGCAGAGAUUUGGUGUUCCAUUCGGCUACGGUGGUCCACAUGCCGCUUUCUUUUCUACCAGCAUGAAGUAUUCCAGAAAGAUUCCCGGAAGAAUCGUUGGUGUCUCUAAGGAUAGAUUAGGCAAGCCAGCUCUCAGAUUAGCCUUGCAAACCAGAGAGCAACAUAUCAAGAGAGAAAAGGCCACCUCCAACAUCUGUACAGCUCAAGCUUUGUUGGCUAACAUAUCUGCCAUGUACGCUGUAUACCACGGCCCAGAAGGAUUGAAGAACAUUGCUAAGAGAGUGUAUGGUUUCACAACUUUGUUGGCUAACGAAAUCGCCUCUUCUCACGAAAUUACCAACAAGAACUGGUUCGACACUUUAACUGUUAGAUUGAGCGGCACUACUGCGGAUGAAAUUUUGGCCAAGGCUUUGAACGAACACAACAUCAACUUGUUCAAGGUCAAUGAUUCCACUGUCUCUGUCACCUUGGAUGAAACAGUAGAAGCCCAAGAUUUGGCCAGUUUGGUCGAAGUUUUCACCGGUAAGGAGUACGACGUCGCUUCCAUUGGUGAAUUGCCUCAAUUCCCAGCAGAAAUCUUGAGAACCGACGACAUCUUGACCCAUGAAGUAUUUAACACCCACCACUCAGAAACUGCUAUGUUGCGUUACUUGCAUUUGUUACAGAGCAAGGACUUGUCGCUUGCAAACUCCAUGAUUCCUUUGGGUUCUUGUACCAUGAAGUUGAAUGCUACUGUUGAAAUGCAAACGUUGUCGAUUCCUGGCUUCAACUCCAUCCAUCCAUUUGCUCCUAUUGACCAAGCCCAGGGCUACAAGGAGUUGGUGGACGAGUUUGAAAAGGACUUGAACGAUAUCACUGGAUUUGACGCCACUACUUCGAUGCCUAACUCCGGUGCUCAGGGUGAAUACACUGGUUUGUCUUUGAUCAGACAAUACCACAAGUCCAGAGGUGACUACGAGAAGAGAAACAUCUGUCUUAUUCCUGUCUCAGCCCACGGUACCAACCCAGCCUCUGCUGCCAUGUGUGGCUUGAAGGUGGUACCAAUCAAGUGUUUGGACAACGGUUCCAUUGAUUUGAAGGACUUACAAGAAAAGGCUGAAAAACAUGCUGAAAACCUUUGUUCCAUCAUGAUCACCUACCCUUCUACCUACGGUUUGUUUGAGCCAGGUGUCAAGACAGCUAUUGACACUGUUCACAAGUACGGUGGGUUGGUUUACUUGGAUGGUGCCAACAUGAAUGCUCAGGUUGGUUUGACAUCGCCAGGUGACUUGGGUGCUGAUGUUUGUCACUUGAACAUCCACAAAACCUUUGCAUUGAGUCACGGUGGUGGUGGUCCGGGCCAGGCUCCUGUCUGUGUUAAGGAACACUUGAAGCCAUUCUUGCCUUCUCAUCACUUCCUCCAGACUCCUCACUCGACUUCUGAGUCCAUCAAGGCCGUCAACUCGGCUCCUUACGGUUCAGCUUCUGUCAUCCCAGUGUCUUACUCAUACAUCAAGAUGUUGGGAGCCGAAGCCUUGCCAUAUGUUUCUACAAUUGCCAUGUUGAACGCCAACUACAUCUUGAACAAGUUGAAGGACCACUACAAGAUCUUGUUCAUUGACCCCAAUGCCUCUGCCGACGAAGGCUUGAAGCACUGUGCUCACGAAUUCAUCUUGGACUUGAGAGAAUUCAAGGCUGUCGGCAUUGAGGCCAUUGAUGUCGCCAAGAGAUUACAGGAUUACGGUUUCCAUGCCCCAACCAUGUCUUUCCCUGUUGCCGGCACCUUGAUGAUCGAGCCUACUGAAUCAGAAAACUUGGAAGAGUUGGACAGAUUCAUCGACUCGUUGCUUGCUAUCAGAAAGGAAAUCGAAGCCUAUGCCAACAAAGAGCCAUUGGGUUUGGUGUUGAAGAACGCUCCCCAUUCAUUGGAAGACGUUGUUUCUACUCCACAGGCAGACUGGGACGCCAGAGGCUACACAAGAGAAGAGGCUGCCUACCCAUUGCCAUUCUUGAAGACGUCCAAGUGCUGGCCUACAGUCGCUAGAUUGGACGACACCUACGGUGACAUGCAUUUGAUGUGUACUUGUCCAUCAGUCGAGGAAGUGGCAUCUGAACAAUAGGUUCAGAUUCAGUUCGUGUAUGUAUUUUAGUAUUUAUAGAUAGAAAAAAAAAUCGAAUAAGAGAUGUUUGACUUGGUGU